GUAAAAGUCAGUCAAUUUUUCUUAAAAAAAUAUGCUUUGGGGUUUAACUCCAGCUUUAGAUCUUGCGGGAGAACUAAAUAGACACGUUCAUCUAAAUGAUGAGGUAAAUAUUUUACUGGUUGGCAGUUCAGAUUGCCGUCACAUUUUAAAAACGUUAGCGAAGCGUUACACAAGAAAACACAUAAAAUUAAAUUUUUUUAUAAUGGAGUCUUGUCAAGAAGCGGUUGCGAAACAAAUCCUUUUACUUUAUCUUGCCUUACGACCGGAAGAAGAACUCGGAAUCGUCCAAAAAACCAGGUAUUUUAUGGAACUGUACGGAAACAGUAUGAUUAGACCAGCAGUUGCAAAUUACCUAUCAUCAAGAUCGUCGGAUUUUGUUGAAAUGAUCACAAAUUAUGAGUAUAUGAACGAAAUAAUGCCGUUUUUAAAACUGGAUAUUAAAUACAAAGAUAGAGAUUAUAUCGAAAAUGUUUUUAAAUUUUGGGGUGGGAUCGAUCCAUUCGAUAUUUGCGAUUGUUGGGAUAAAAGAGUAAGAAAAACUUUAGGGGUUAGAUAUGAUAACAAAAAAGGCGCGUUCGAUUGGGAUCUUCAAAUGAGAUUCCAUGCCAUCGGAGGAAAUAUUGUUGGAGGCCAGGAAUAUCAAUAUUUUCGAAGUACUGGUGUCGCUUUCUCUUGGUUAGAAUCGGAAGUUUCGAAACCAAAUCGAUCAAUGGUUACUGGGGUCAUUCCGAAUGGUGAAAAAUUUCUCCAUUACGGAUAUUUAGGUGAUAUUAUUACCGGGCCGUUUGUUACGUACGGUUUGGAAUGUUCAGAUCCAACAUUUUUAACGAAAACCAACAAUUUAUAUGCAAACCGAUCAACUGAUGUCACUGAAAGGAAUUUAAGAGAAAUUUUUCAUGAGAUACAUUAUAACUCUAAUUAUACUCACCAAAAAACUAGCGAUGUGAACUUAGGGUAUUGNUCCAUAAAACAUAAAGAAAAAUUUCACAACUUAUUCGAUGUGGUAUAUUUUAAUUCGAGUUAUAUCAAAAAUAUUGAACAAGAUUUAAUUGAAAAAAUAGCAAACAAUCAAUCUCUUUUAUACAUAGAAAAUUGCCUUUUUGUUUUAAAUUGCAGAGAAAAAGACUUGGAAGAAUAUAAAAAAAAUGUUUUAGAUAAAAUCGGAGAGUUAGAUAAAAAGGAAAUAGAAUUCAACCCAACAAUGAGUAAAUAUUUUAAGUUUAUUAUAAAAUAAUAACGUAAUG
Molecule: messenger RNA, 1244 nt
Organism: Onthophagus taurus
Lineage: Eukaryota; Metazoa; Arthropoda; Insecta; Coleoptera; Scarabaeidae
Source: RefSeq, a predicted model, not a curated record